This is a messenger RNA of Porites lobata, 7704 nucleotides long. Lineage: Eukaryota; Metazoa; Cnidaria; Anthozoa; Scleractinia; Poritidae. The record is from the annotation of a GenBank genome assembly.
AUGGGCAUUGGUGCCAGUAAAUCUAAAGAAAGUAAAAGGGGAGCUACAACCAAGCUGGGCAAAGGUGUGGUUAUUCCGGAAGAUACUGAACCUUAUCCAGGAUUUCAAGUGCAAUAUCACAUGAUAGAUGUGCAGGUGUGUGUUUAUAAUGUGACCACAUUCAAAUACACCAGUAUUACGCCGUCACCCUCUAUAAAGCGAUCACUCACCAAAGUCCCAGAAAUCAUUUCCUGGCCUCGUUAUUAUGUUCAUUUACCUGAUAUUAAGUCUUACGUUUGUCAAACCUGUAUUAAACGGUCAACCUGUAUUAAGCAUGUCAGUUAGUGACCGCUUAAUGCAGCCUUGGCUGUACCAAGCUUGUGUUGUCGCGGUUUUAAAUGCUACUUUAGGCAACUUGACACCAAUCAACCUGAUGUAUAGAAAUGCAGGCAAUCGGUAUUCACUUCUCGCGAACUGGUCUACGCACGAUCCAUACGCGAGGUAAUUUUCGACCAAUUUUUUAACCUCGCUUCGCUAGGCGUUAUUUCUAUUAUCAUUAUUAUUAUUACUAACUGUAAAUAUUAAAACACUAGCUGUUAAAAGACAGAAUCAGUCCUUCUUUUCAUUUAUGAUACGAUACAGGUUACCUUGCAGUCCAAUAUGGGCUUUAACUUUGCACCCGGAACCACAAUGGUCAGUACCAAUAUUGAUUCGUAUUACCCAACAUUGGCACAAGCAUACAGUGAUGGAUACAGACUGACCAAAUUUUAUAGGAUCCCAUGGGCAGCACAACAGCAGGGCUUUAUGUCUACAGCGGUUGAUAUUCCAUUUCAAGGCAUUUUCAUCAAGUGAGUAGUUAUUUUAAAAUGUAAGUAAUGCAGAGGAAUUUCAAACCUUUUUCAGAAUCAUUAGAGCGGUUUUUCAGAGGAAAGGCUUGCAAAAGCAUGUGCUUUGUUGACCUCUUACUUGGUUAUUCAUCAAACACGAAUUGUCCCAUUAUUUUGUCCCCUGAGGAGAAAUCCCAUAGUGAUUCACGAUCACUCAGAGUAAACAAAAUAAAUGCAUUCAGUUCAGUCUCUUAACAAAAGCUCCUGAAUUAAGGUUUAUCUUUCUAAAAGACGUGAGCAGCUUCAUAGUCCAAGCAAUGUUUCAGCCUUUGCGAACAAUUUUGGUCUCCGUUUCUUAAUCCCCUCCUUGUUUUUUCUUUUCUCGUCCUCUAGUCUUCUAACAUUUUCAAGCGCUCCGACGUGUGCAGUAAACUAUUUAGAGUCCACUCACCAUAUCGGUCUAGAGGUUUCCUCACCAUAAGCAUUCACCGCUCAGUCUCAUCCUGUUGUUGCUGUGACAAAACUGCCCAUUUCCUAGGUAUGAAAGUUCCUGCUGCAGGGCUGCAGUCGCGAUAAGCUGGUACUGGCACGCUCAUUAGACGAUCUAUCUUGUUGUUCCUGCUGCCAACAAAACGGCUCAUUCUUCCUACAAAAAUUACACAGGGGCUCAGUAAUAAGAAAGAUUCCAAAGACGAACUUUCUUUGAUAGCCUACAUAGGCCAAAGACGUUUAAACUCUUUUAGUUAUACUGACCACGUUUUGACAGUUUGGACUUUCUCAGGAUUAGUCUUUAUUCUGUCAGACGACACUACGUGUCCGAGAAAAGCAUCGUCCUCUCCGGCUAAGGAAUAGACACUUAGUAGGCUUCAGUUUCAAACCAACAGCUCUUACAUCAUCAAACACAAACCGGCUGAGGUUUAAAAGGUAGACUCCCAGUCUAUUAUAGGGUUCAAAUACACUAGACAGUGGGUCGAGCUAAGGCCACUGAACGUUAAAUUCAUAAUCUAGUGAAGCUAGCGGGUUCGUUUGUCAAUCCAAAGGGCAUUACUCUCCACGAGAACCUUCCCUGGGGAAUUGAAAAAGAAGUCUUGAGCCUAUUAUCGUCUUUUACUUGCAUCUGUCGGAUCUCUGAUAACAGAUCCAAGACAGAAAACCUCUGAGCUCCACCCAAAGCCUCUAGCAUGUCAUAUUUCCGGGGCAGUGGUAUCGCAUCCUUGAUUUUGUCAACUGGUUAAGUUUGCGGUCGGAUACUGACUGAAGAAAGGACUCUGGUAAACUACUAUUAAGAAUAUUUGAAUGCCCCUGUUAUUCAAAGAAGUCAUUUCAACCUUGUUAGAAAAUAUCGCGUAGUUAGAAGUGUAAUGAUUUAAAAUAAGUACAUACUUAAAAGUAUGUGCUCAUUAACUGCUUCCAGCCCUUCGCUGUUGCGUGUGUCACAGAAAUGCCAUACUGAAGAAAGAUCGGCAGAAUGAAUGCCUUGUAAAACUUAAGCUGAAUGUGUCCUUAGAGACAAUGUUGCGGAACCGUAACAUUACAUGAAACUGAUUAUUAAUUUUCUUGCAAACAGUAGCGAAACAGUAGUGACACAGGACUGGACGUACUGUGCGUGCGUUGACUACUUCAUUACGGGCUGCGCGGUCGAAGUCGUUUCAGGUUUUCUUUCCAGCUCACGAAUCUUCAUUCUUCGAUCUUCUUCAUUCAUUCCAAGAACGAGUUCCUUGAGCUCCUUGAGCUCAUGAAUCUCGCCGAAUCAUACAGCAUCAACAAACUUUAAUCUCCUCAACAGUUGGGACAAAGUCGCUUACAAAGUUUUACGAGUAUUUUCUAAUCGAUGAACAAUACGAAGAGCCUCAACAAGUGACUUUGGCUGGUUCAUGAGUUCUCAUUUUUGCAAUUCAUCGCUGAUUGCCACUGAAUAAGGCACUUCAACUUUGAACGAAUAAACUGCCUAGGUAGGCAUUUUCCUCCAAUUCUGUCACACUGUCAGCGAAUUCAUCCUUUUAGGCCUUUGACACUUCCUUUCGUUUUAAUUGUCCAAUUGAAACCUUUCAACAAGCUUUUGCCGUGAAUUGUUUUAAGAUUAGCGUCUCUAAAAGUUUUAGGGCUCCACUGCUUUCACUGUGCUUUGUUGUCCGGUUGAUCGGGCAGGGUAAGCAAAUACGACCAACGAUCUGAAGGUUCGAUAAGUACAGUGUUUGCAGACUCAAAGUCCUGAAAUUUGCGACCCAGUUUUUUAGACCUGGAAAAAAGGUAUGAAAACUUAAGAUAAAGUCUGGAAAAAAGUUAAAAAGUGUGGAAUUUUUUCAAAACUACAAGAAGUGAUUAUUAAUUUUUGCUUAGUGCGUUAUUUUUUCGGUAGUCAAAUUUUAUUUAAUCUCGUCCGUAGCCAAAUCAUUCAUGUCUGCAUUGUCAAAUGGUUACUGUACGUUUGCAUUGCAUCGCGGGAAAACCUUGGCUUCUUCAUUUAUCAAGUGGCUUAGCUUCUAACGAUCGUUCAUUCGUCAUUUGAUAACCUUGAGUUUGGAAAAAUUCUGGGAAAAAGUCUUGAAUUUUGCAUCCAAAAAUCUGUACGAACCCUAUACUACUACAGGAGAAACUUCUGCAAUUUGAUUGGCUUAGAGCAGUGAUAUUUUAGCUUAAUAUGAAAUACCUACAUGUGAAAAUUACAAACCUUUUGCGGUAGUAGUAUGAACAAAUAAUAGCAGGAUUUGUACGUGAUAUUUGGCAUAAAUACCACUCGUGAUAUUUCAAAAUUGUCUCAAAUUUCACUCGCCUAACAGCUCGUAAAAUUACGUAUAACAAUUUUGAAAUAUCACUCGUGUUAUUUAUGCCAAAUAUCACCACAAAUCAUGCUAUUACCUAUACUAAUUGACUGAAAAUUAUUUAUUUUGUUGUUGAUUAGUGUAAUUUCUUUAAAUUAUACAUAGAAUUAAAAGAAAACAUUAUUUUUGAUAAAGAAUUGUUUCGUUAGAUUUCCUGCAGCUCCUCCAAGUGGUGAGAACUGGCAGUUGAAAGUGGAAAAGUCCAUUUUGAAUGUACAUCACAUUACACCUGGAAUCCUCUCAACUACGUCUAUGACACAUGCAGACACUAGUGAUGUGUUAAAUAAAAUCACCCAGGUAUGAUAAUUCCAAUAUUUUUUUCUUAAUCGAUAUUCAUACUCACAAGUGAUGAUAGCCUCAGUUAAGCUCAAGUCGACACAGAGUGGUUAUCGCAUUAGACGUCCGUGGCCUCCAUUCAAAGAUCUUUCUCCUUUAAGUCAUGGUUUAUUUUGUUCGCGGGGGGUACUCCCCUGUAAAAGUGAGGGGAGUGCUUGUCGUACCUUCUAGGGGUUCAAAUUUUUGGAUUGGUACAGCUUUGGGUGCUAAAACCUAACAUGACUGCUGCCAGAUAAAGAUUAAUGACAAUACUUUCAAAAAGUCCUCGAGAAGAAAGUGUUCGAAAGUUAUCUUUAUUACUAUUAAAAUUUACAGUGCCAGUAAUAUGAUUUGUUGAUAUUGAAUUGGUACCUCUUAGGGAUGGAAAUAAAUUUGGGACACGUCCAUAAAAUAAGAUUCUGGUACCUUUUAGGUGUUUUCUCGAAAUUUCCCGAUGAGCGCCCUCCUCACAUUGAUAGGGGAGUACCCCCCGGGGGGUUUGUUGGCAGACUUGCCCUUCCACUGGUCUCUAAAUCCUUACUUGAAAUUCGAGAAAGGGUUUUAAAAACAGACAUACUACUAGGACUGAGAAUGACCUUUUUGAAAUUCCUUGUUUUUUUUUUUCCUCCCUGGAUCUGGCCAGCUGCCUAAAACUUACAGUGGCUUUCUUUGGAAAUGAGGAAUCUAGAGAAGUCGCGCAAGCUAUUAUGGGAUUGUUUGAGGGGCCAAGAACUUUGAAUUGUAUUGCGAUACUAGUUGCUGUUUGACUCGUGUGUAACUCCUCGGAUGUUUGUUUUUUAGUGAUAUUAUGUCAACUCCCACGGAGACGUUUUGCUAUUUUAGUGUACAGCUAUUGAAGAUUAGGCUGCUUGAAAUCAGUUAAGGGACCGUAAAACAAACAUUCGAAUAAAUUGCAACUCUGUCUUUGUUUCAGCGGUUGGAAUUACACUGUGUAGCAUAGACAAACACUUUAAAAUUUAACACCAGGUAUCAGUAGCUAUGUCUGACAAAUUUGUAUCAAUUGGUUUGUUUUGUGUAAUGGAACCCUGACUAAUCUGAAGAGCCUGGGGCAAAGACUGAAUUGGGCUGAGUGUAGAGCAUAGCCUUAUUAUUUGAACUCAUUUGAUCAUUCCAGCACACGGCCAGUGGCGGACAGUUGAUAUGUGUGGAAAUGACAGGUCAAGCAGUGUCUCCAGGAAUGUCUGCAGCUUUGGCAGAAAUGUCGACAGGUAAAACACACCUGGUCCAACUGAGCUCUUUUUCUCGUAGAUAGACCUUUCCCACUCUCUUGUAAACAAAGUCACAACUCGCAGCUGGGAUUUACAAAAUACAGUGAUUUGUUUGAAACUGUCUACCGGAGCCUCGACCUCCUUUGUAAGAUGCAGUCAUAUCUUUAUUAAUCAUAACUGUGACAAAAUUCUUAAAUCUGAUUGGCUAUCAACUGUCCUUAUUUCAGCACUAAUAGGAUCGUGUAAUAGGAAAGUAAGCGCCAUCGCAGUCGCGCACUUAAAAGGCUUUUUUUUCACAGCUGGCGAAAAAACUCUCGGAAUUUGUCAUGUUUUUUUAAUUUUAAUUUGAAAAGCCUAAAAUAUCACACAAGUUGUUAUAUUUAUGAUUAAUCGGCAACAAUACUUCGGGUCGUCCAAUUCGGUCCGUAAUCAUACUCGUGAAGGAACAAAUCGAACGACCGCAUAUUUUGUUGACUUAAGCCAGGAGCCCAUAACCCGGAGCGAGCUACUCCCAUACUACGCCUUUGUCAAGGCGUUUUUACGGACCCGUUUAUUUUUAGACACAUUUUAGAUCACUAAAUAGAAUCUCCAUCAUAUCUAUGAGCGCACUCGAAGUGUAUAUGAUAUCAAAAAGAAAAACUAAACGUUCUUAAAAGGCAAAAAUAUCAUUUUUUCAUCUGUAGGUUUUGCUGACUGGUUUAUGGAAUUUAAAAGAUAUUCAAAAUUCGCGCCAAAACCGUUCUAAAAAUAGACUGGUCUGUGAAAACGACGUGACACGAUCGCAUGGAAGUUGCUCGCUCCGGGUUAUGGGCUCCUGCUUAGGCAAAGACAGACUUUUUUGAGCAACGCACGUCAACCGGAGUGGGCGUUUUGCAUCCUUGGGCAGUAGUUUUACCGAAAUUUUCGCUAAAUCUUCUGUAUGAGAGAAAUACCAGUUAGCAGUAAAAUUUUGGUAGCGUUUACUUAUGUUCAAUGAGAAACCGCCUCACUUCCGGUUGACGUACGUCGCUCAGAAACGUCUUUGCUUAAGCUCCCUAGACCUUUUAACCGAUACGGCGGCCAUAUUGAAUUAAUUGGAUUUAAGGAGUAUUAUGGGAUGCCCAGGGGGCAUGAGCACGAUCCGAUAUACUCGCUUCAGUAUUUACGCGCACAUUUCGGGCCAAUUUGUCUUUAAGUUUUCCUAGAAAAAGAUUGUAACGGGAAAAAAGGUCGUUGUGCCGAGUUUGGAUGUAAUAAUGAUCAGGAUUAGACUCCAGUUACUCCUAUUACGAUUAUUAGUCAUAAACGUAACCGUAUUAUUACGUUAGUGAUUGUGUGAAGUUUAGUCUCUUGACAUCCAAGAGAACUGAUUCAAAAAUUGCGUACUUCACCACUGAUUUGUCGUUAUGUACCUCUUAAAUGGCAGUUCUUGAAAAGCCGAUUAGCGCUAAUCCAGGAUUACAAGUCUGUCCCACUUUUUGUAUUUACCUUCCUACGCAAUGCUUAAAGUAGACUACUGAGACUACGAGUAGUCCCCCAUUUUCCCUCAGGGAUAGUAGAGCGAGCGAAACGCGAGCGCGCGUGAAAAUCACCCUAUGCGAGAAAAGGCACACGCGCUCGCCUUUCGGUCGCUCUACUAUCCCUGAGGAAAAAUGGGGGACUACUCGUAGUCUAUGCUUAGAGUAACAUUUUGUGUUAUCAUUUCUCGUUUUCGAAGUAAAGGCACAACAGUAUUUUGAAAGCACGAGUUACACGUUCUUAUACAAGAAAACCUUGUUUAAAAUUUGGCUUAAUUUAAACUUAAGUAUCUUUCGAGGAAUUAUCGUGGGUAAUUUUUAGCUGACUUGAUGAUGUGUUUCAAUAUCAUUUCAAUGGCCUAAGCGACUUCAAACAAUGAAUGCGAUUCAAAUGAACGCACCCCACUGACAGCACAUAAGAAAGACAAGAAACCAUUAUCAACGUCCUCAUUUGCUCUUAACGUAAAGAUAGUGUCAUUUAUCUUUUUUAGGCAUAGGGGUCGAUUUAUUUUUUGACAUACCAACUCACCCAAAUCCUCGUCGCUAUGUUUACCAAGCUGUCAAUGUGCCUAUUAACAUGUCUAUGUCAGUUGGAUCUGUAACGGGAAAACUCAACAGAGAGGAUGCUUGUGAUUGGCAAGGACAGAUGACGACAUUACUUCAACAAGGCUGGCGAUUGGUGGAAAUUUUCUUCGAUCAAUCCAGCGCUGCCCAAGGCCAUGGCUUUUCUGCAACUCAGGCCUUCAAUUCUGUCUGGUUCUUCGAGAAAGAGGCUAGUCGAAUCGAUGAUCCCCGCCCUGUUUAUGAAGGUACAGUCAUAGAGUACGAACACUUGAUUGAAUUUGGUUUCGCAAAGUUGCAGUUACAGGAAUCUACAGCACAGUGGGAUUCAGUCCUCUCUGAGAUGGGAAAGCGUGGAUGGGAACUUGCCUGUAUCCUGGAAACACCAGCGUACAAGAUGUCGACGGGACUGUCAAAAAUGAAAAUGAAAAGGAAAUUUUUAAUGUUUUUUCAAAGAAAAUUGCCAGGGAUUUAA